Lepus europaeus (European hare) is the source of this 291-nucleotide messenger RNA. Its product is annotated as cAMP-regulated phosphoprotein 19-like. Gene Ontology annotation, molecular function: protein phosphatase inhibitor activity. NCBI's taxonomy places the organism in Eukaryota, Metazoa, Chordata, Mammalia, Lagomorpha, Leporidae. Bases 1 to 291 code for a protein of 96 amino acids. The transcript has a single exon. The record is from RefSeq and is a predicted model, not a curated record. Gene Ontology annotation, cellular component: cytoplasm.
AUGGAAGAUAAAGUGACUAGUCCAAAGAAAGCUAAAGAAGCAAAAUUAAAAGCAAGGUAUCCUCAUCUGGGACAAAAGCCCAGAGGUUCAGAUUUCUUAAGGAAACAAUUGCACAAAGGGCAAAAAUAUUUUGAUUCUGGGGAUUAUAACGUGGCCAAAACAAAAAUGAAGAAAAAGCAACUUCCUACUGCAGCCCCGGGUCAAAAGGAGGUUGCUGGGGACUGUAUUCCCACUCCGCGGGACCUUCCACAGCGGAAGCCAUUCCUUGUCACCAGCAAGCUGGCCAGCUGA